CCCCCGUCUUCCCUCGCUCUGCACAUCAACCACCCACCCCGACUCUCCUCAAGUCUGAACAGGCUCCUCUGCUCCGUCUUCAAAAGUUCGAUCGACCGUUUCCUGCUCCUCGCUCGCAGCUAGCUCUCCGGCCAUGGCCUUCAAUUCCCCCUUCGACUGCCUCCUCAUCGACCUCGACGACACGCUGUACCCGGGCAACACCGGCAUUGGCCCGGCGCUGAGGCGCAACAUCGACGAGUUCCUUGUGGCCAGGUUCGGCCUCGCCGCCGACAAGGCCGCCGCGCUCCGCGCCGACCUCUUCCGCUCCCACGGCAGCACCCUCGCCGGCCUCAUCGCGCUCGGCCACGACGUGCACCCCGACGAGUACCACAGCUACGUGCACGGGAGGCUGCCCUACGACGUGAUCGCCGCCGACCCGCAGCUCGCCGCCGCGCUCCAGAGCAUGCCCCAGCGCAAGAUCCUGUUCACCAACUCGGACCGCGCCCACAUGAGGAGGUCGCUGGAGCGGCUGGGCCUCGACGAGGCCCUCUUCGACGACGUCGUGUGCUUCGAGACCAUGAACCCGCACCUCUUCGGUGAGGAGGCGGCGGAGGACGACGCCGCCGACGUCGACUGCCCCGCCGUCGUCCUGAAACCGUCCGUCCACGCCUUCGCCACCGCCCUGCGCGUCGCCGGCACAAACCCACGUCGAACGCUCUUCCUCGACGACAACGAGAGGAACAUCGCGUCGGGAAAAGCUCUCGGCCUCCGCACAGCCCUGGUUGGCAAGAGGGUGAGGAGCAAGGAGGCGGACUAUGCGCUGGAGACCAUCGGCGGCCUCCGGCGAGCCAUCCCGGAGAUCUGGGGCGGCGCGGCCGACGGCGAGCUGCAGCCCGACCACAACGUGGAGAGGAACAAGAGCAUGAGGGCCGAGCUGGACGCCGUCAUCCAGCCCACGUCCAUCCAGGCAUGAUCGACCCACUGAUCGAUCGAUCGCGUCCAGCUCCAAUCCAGACGCUACCUGUCCAUAAUGCAGCGUCGCUAAUAAGGCUCCCCUCCUGUAUGUAUGUGAUGUUGUGAUCAAUCUGAUUAAGUCCUGAUGCUUAAUUAUGCGUGUGUACAGUCGAUAUGCAUGUACAGUAGUGGUACCUACCAGCUGACAAACAGAAUAAAAGGCAUGUAUGAUUCUGAUCAGCACCGUGUUGCAAAGCAAAUUAAGCAAAGCAGCUCAAUUGCAGUA
Messenger RNA from Hordeum vulgare subsp. vulgare (domesticated barley), 1219 nucleotides. Its product is annotated as suppressor of disruption of TFIIS-like. Bases 134 to 952 code for a protein of 272 amino acids. The transcript is spliced from 7 exons. The record is from RefSeq and is a predicted model, not a curated record. Lineage: Eukaryota; Viridiplantae; Streptophyta; Magnoliopsida; Poales; Poaceae.